Molecule: messenger RNA, 816 nt
Organism: Quercus lobata
Lineage: Eukaryota; Viridiplantae; Streptophyta; Magnoliopsida; Fagales; Fagaceae
Product: transcription factor MYB8-like
Exons: 3
Coding region: 1-816 (271 amino acids)
Source: RefSeq, a predicted model, not a curated record
AUGGGCAGAAGUCCUUGCUGUUCUAAGGUGGGAAUGAAUAGAGGAGCUUGGUCUGCUGAAGAAGACAAAAUUCUCACUGAUUACAUCGCAACCAAUGGUGAAGGAAAAUGGAGAAAUCUUCCAAAGGAAGCAGGUCUAAAAAGAUGUGGAAAGAGUUGCAGGCUUCGGUGGAUAAAUUAUCUCAAGCCUGACAUCAAGAGAGGAAAUAUUACAUCUGCUGAAGAGGACCUCAUUAUUAGGCUCCACAAGCUCUUAGGCAAUAGAUGGGCUCUCAUAGCCAAGAGGCUGCCUGGGAGAACAGACAAUGAAAUCAAGAACUACUGGAACACUGUCCUUAAAAAGAAGCUGAUCAAUAAAGGUAAGGAAGCAAGCGACGAUAACAAGAAAAUCAAACCUUCAGUUAAGAGUGUGCCAGAGGUGGUCAAGACCAAGGCAUUUAGGUUCACGAAGGUCUUUGUUGCACCACAACAUGACAAGCAUGAAGCUUUUGAUGAUAAUAAUAAUAAUGUCCUUCAAGAACCUAUCUACUCUGAGAACGAUAACCUUGAAAUGGAAUUGAAAUCCAUUAAUUGUCAACAACCACUUCCGUUGGUUUCUUUUGAUGAAGAAGAAAAGUCAUCAAAUUUUGCACUAAACUUUAGCACGGAAGAGCUUUUGAUGUUUGAUAAUUUCGAAACGGAUAUUUGGAAUUUAUGCAUGUUUGAUAAUAAUAUGGAAGGAGAGGCUAACAAUGGUGGUGCCAAUGAUCUUUGCUCACUUUUGGAUGAGCCUCUUCCAUUCUAUGAAGAGAAUUCUGAGCAGAUGCAUUGGAUCUAG